AUGCGAACUCUGGUAAAAGGUCAGACCAAGACCACAACACUACAAAAGAAGACUCACCCAACAAACCCGAUGGUACUCCCGCAAAUUCAAAACCAACGCAAAACACCACAAACCGACCCCGGAGCGAACUUCAAGAACUACUACCCGGCGCGCACGAACAAACCAUCUCUUUCCAACAGACUCCACGUCUACUGGACCAGCCAUGAUGGUGCUGCCACACCAUCAUAG
This is a messenger RNA of Penicillium verrucosum, 228 nucleotides long. RefSeq lists its product as uncharacterized. NCBI's taxonomy places the organism in Eukaryota, Fungi, Ascomycota, Eurotiomycetes, Eurotiales, Aspergillaceae. The transcript has a single exon. Bases 1 to 228 code for a protein of 75 amino acids. The record is from RefSeq and is a predicted model, not a curated record.